AAAAUUUAGUUUAAACCGGCUGCUGACGGCAAAGCAUAGAAAAGCGUUAGAAGCAGACAAAAUUUAAACAAUUUUCUCAUUUCAAAGCUUAUGACCGGAACGUAAAGUGAUAUAUCAUUAACGAAAUGGAAGAGGCGCGAAAAACUGUUUCAACGCAAGGGAGACCCACUCAGAUAAGAGAAGAUGAAUUUUCACAGCUUAGGUCUGUCCUGCCAUCCAUUACCGCGGGGAGAUACACUUCGCCGAUAGAGGUAAUCGAAGAAGCUAUCAAAUACAUAGCACAUCUACAAGCGACUUUAGAAGACCACGAUAGCAGUUCAAUGACAACCGAAGAGGUUCAGCAACAGUUCAGAGAGCGAUCACCAAGCAUCAAGACUCGAAUCAAACUGAGAGAACGAAAGGUUGCUUCGUUUCACGCAAGACUCAAUUACGUGCCCAAACCACGCACUCUACGAGGUCAUGAGAGGAGAACGAAGAAAAAACAAACACCCACAGACACCUAAAAUACCAUUUGAUGAUAUGGCAACAAGAGCACUUUCUCUCUCUAAUAGAUUGAAUAUGUAUAAGUUAUGAGAACUGUGAUGUGAGAAACAUAGUGUACAGCUGACUAUAGCCCCAUUUACACUACACUCGAUUCAUUGGCAUUGCAUGGCACGGCUAAAAUGGGUCCAUUUCAUCUGUGCUC
Molecule: messenger RNA, 685 nt
Organism: Dendronephthya gigantea
Lineage: Eukaryota; Metazoa; Cnidaria; Anthozoa; Malacalcyonacea; Nephtheidae
Exons: 5
Coding region: 126-503 (125 amino acids)
Molecular function (GO): protein dimerization activity
Source: RefSeq, a predicted model, not a curated record